Molecule: messenger RNA, 2313 nt
Organism: Pedinophyceae sp. YPF-701
Lineage: Eukaryota; Viridiplantae; Chlorophyta; Pedinophyceae
Source: the annotation of a GenBank genome assembly
AUGCCGAUGGGGGACAUCUUCCGCGCGAGGCGGGAGGCGCAGGAGCAGCGGCGCGAGCGCCUCAAUAGGGUCUUCGGGGACCGUCCGCGCACCGCCAGCGCCAGCGAGCCCGCCGCGGCCGUCGCCGGGACCUCCCCGAGCCCCGGAAAAUCCACGACCGCGCAGAUCUACGCGUUCCGGAGCCCCGGCGGCCUCGCAGCGCCCGUCAGCCCCGCAGCCCGCGCCCACGCCGCCCUCUCGCGCCCCUCCACCGCGGUCCCGCUCAGCCCCGGCGCGCGCCGCGUGGGCUUCCACGCCGCCCGCACCCGCGGCGUCUCCUUCGACUCGACCGGCACCGCGCCCUCCCGCGCGAGUGACACCGGCAACAGCGCCACCACCGACGAGCAGCGGCCCAGCACGGCCAACCCCCUCGCCGCCGCGCUCGCGCGGCACCGCAGGAAGUCCUCCGCGGGCGCCGAGCAGGCCGCCGACGCCCUCUCCGGGCCCCUGGAGACCGCAAAGUCAACCCCGCUGUCUGGCAUCACCAGCGGGGUUGCGCCGCCCGCGGGGGCACCGAAUCCGAUCUUCCGCGCGAGCACGGAGGAGUGGAACGCGCGGCGGCCGCGCACGGCGGCCGCCGCGGUCGUGCGGAGCGUCGCGGCCAGCCAGGCGAGCGCCGCCGACUCGGACGACGGCCCACUGUUUGGCCCCCCCUUGGGAGGGGGUGUCAAGAACGUGCACGAUGCGACCCCGCGGACGCCGGCCGCGGAGCGCGGGAGCGGGAAGGACAGCGACGGCACGGAGCCGGGGUCGCCGCCGCGCGACCAGGCGGACGCGAGCGGCACGGCGGCGCCCGAGGUGGUGGCGUCGACGGGGACGACGUUCACGCUGCAGGGGCCGCGGCGGCGGCGCAAGACGCGGCCCGCGGAGGCGCUGCCGGCGAAGCUGACGCCGGAGGUGCCGGACCCGACCCGGGUGCCAAAUGCGCGCCCCGCGACGGUGCAGGAGAUGCUCGUUCGGUCGCAGGCGCUGGCGCAGGCGGUGACCGGCGCGGUGGAGGGCGGGCGCGCGCGGCGGAAGUCCGCGGUGGUGUACGGGAACACCGCGCUGUCGGAGCGCGAGGCGGCGCUCGCGGACGAGGGGGCGAUGCGGCCGACGUUGCCGGACGGUGCGCGGCGGGCGUCGGCGGCGCUGGGGGCGGCGGGGGUGGUGGUGCCGGGGCUGGACGACGGGCUGCCGAAGGAGGCGCGGAAGGGGCGGCGGAAGACGCUCGCGGGGAUCGGGGACGGGGCGGCGAAGAACGUCAUUGGUAUGCUGCAUGAAAAGAGAUACACGGAUAUCGAGACUGCCGCGCACAGGCGGCGGAUGUCGACGGCGGGCGUGCUCGGCGCGGCGCGGCCCGCGACGUCGGCCGGCGCGCGCACGAGCGGCGACGCGAAGGACAAGCGGCCCGGCACGGCAGGCGCGGAGGCCACGCGCGGGUCCACCACGGGCGUCGAGGUCAAGUUCGGUAACGCCGGCGAGACCUUCAACGUCAAGGGCGCCUACUUCAUGAUGAAGUCGCGCCACCGCGUGUACCUCGCGGACCUCCGCGGCCUCGUGGACUGCUGGAAGGAGGCCACGAUGCGGUUCGGCCUCAGCGGCAACGUCCUCCGAGCCGACCUCGUGAAGCUGGCUACGUCUACGGGACCGAGCUCCUUCGGCAUGACAGAGUACAACCCGAUGCAGGUGAUGGUGCGCAACCUGUGGCAGUACGGCGGCAGCAACCACACCACCGUGGGCCUGCGCGACAUGAUCGAGGCCGCCUACCCCUUCGCGACCAAGGAGGAGACGCUCGAGCUGAUGAACGAGACGCGCGGCGCCUCGAGCGUCCCGCAGGGCAUGUCCCCGCUCGAGCACCAUGCGAUGAAGCAGCUCUUUGGUGUGUUGGACCGUCAGGGCACAGGAUUCCUGACGCCGACGAUAAUCGAGAACUUCGUCCUCGCCGUCAAGGGGCUGGACCAGGUCAACCAGCCGCUGCUGCGCACGCGCCUCGAGACGCUCAACGCGCGAUACGGGCAAGGCGGCCUGCUCGGCAUCGAGGGCCUCAUGGAGUGGUGGCGCGACGUCAACGCGCUGGACGCCAACCCCAUCUCGAUCAACACCAUCCAGGAGCUGAUCAAGCCGGGAUCCUCCGCGAUGCGCACCGUCCUGCAGCGCAUGGACGUGUUCGCGGCGGGCAGCCCCGAGGACCAGGCCGCGCGCCAGGCCGCGCGCGCCAAAGCGAAGAAGUUUGCGCAGCAGCGCCUGGACCGCCGGAUCCGCGAGAUGCAGAACCCGACGUACCUGACGUGA